GAGAGAGUUUAGUUCGUCUGUUGUUUGAGCAAUUUUAAAACAUAAAUACUUUGAAAUUUUUGGCUUAAUUUCGAUCCAGAUAUUCAUUAAAAACUUCCAGAUUAAUUCAAUUGCUGAAUAAUUUAAGGAACAGUGUAAACGAUUGAUUUGGACCUUUGAACUUUGAUUUAAGAAAGUGUUGAUAAAAUGGGUUUCAUAAAACGAAGCUUUAAGCGAUUAUUCAACUUUCUGGCUUUCUUUUUUAUCGUUGUACUGUUACCAGGCCUUCCACCUAGCACACAUUUUGAAUUUAGUAAAUAUGAAGUUUCAAAAUUGUUACCACUAGAAGGUGUAUUAGCACCGAAUAACCUAUUGGACAAUUCCGAACGUCUUUUCGAAAAUCAGAUACACGGUCCUGAAGAUUUGCUAUUUACGAAUGGUGCUAUUUACACCGGAGUUCACGGCGGAGAGUUGAUCAAAAUUGUUGGAAACAAAUUUGAACAUGUUGCCAAAUUUGGAAAGCCUUGUGAGGGUGUCAUUGAAGAGAGUGUCUGUGGUCGGAUUCUUGGACUGGCCCUAGAUACUGUAGAAAAGAAUUCCUUGAUUGUUGUUGAUACAUACUAUGGAAUCUAUCAUCUGAACUUGGACACACGUAAGUCAAAGCAAUUGGUGUCGGUUGAUGCAGUACUGGAUGGAACGAAGCCACGAAAAGGAAAAAUGUUUAAUAGUGUGGUAGUUGACAAAAAAGGCGACCUAUACUGGACAGACUCGUCAUCUGACUUUACAAUUGAAAAUGGAGUUUUCAUAACACUCGCAAAUCCAUCUGGAAGAUUGUUCCACUAUGAUAGAAAAACCGGAACAAAUCGGGUUUUGUUGGACGAGCUAAACUUUCCUAACGGCGUUGUUUUGAGCCCAAAUGAAGAUUUCGUUGUUGUAGCCGAAACUACAUCUAGUCGUUUGAUGAAAUAUUAUCUGACUGGCCCCAAAAAAGGACAAUCUGAAGUAUUUGUAGAUAGUUUGCCUGGUGGUCCAGAUAAUUUGGUCAGUGACGACGAAGGAAUAUGGGUUCCUCUGGUUGUUUCUGCAGACGUUGAUCAUCCACACAUUGCUCAAGUUCUCUCUAGAGUACCAUACAUCCGUAAAUUCAUUGUUCGAUUGUUACAUUUAAUCGAGUUUCCAUUCGCAUUCAUUGAAAAAUAUUACUCCAAUCCCGUAACGAAGGCCAUUACACAUCAUUUAGGCCAUUUGGAAGCAACUGCGGCUCUGUUUCCAGCACGAACUACCAUUUUAAAGCUAAAUUGGAAAGGAGAUAUUGUAAAGGCAUUCCAUGGAUUUGAUAAAUCCGUAGGAGGGGUAUCUCAUGUUUUGCAAGUAAAUGACUAUCUGUAUUUUGGCUCGCCGUUCAACAAGUAUCUUGCGCGCAAAAAAGUAGAAGGUCUGUCAUCACGAAAAGUUCAUAAAGUGACUCAGGCACCUCCUGUUAGCACUACGACAACCACAACAACUACGACACCCACAACGACUACGUCCACCACUCCACGUCCAACAACAACAACAACAACUACUACGAAAGCUCCGGAGAAGAAAAAGGAACCAUCUAAGCGACCUCCUCCACCGAUUAAAGAAAAAUUUGAUGAUGUUCCACCUCCUACACAACCGAAAUUAAAAGUCAUCAAGAAAGACGGUCAAGGGGAACUUUAAGAAAACAUUUUGAGAUUUUUUUCUGACAUUUUUUUUAUCUGAUGCUAAACUUAAUUACUUAAUUAACUCAGUAAAGUUUUAUAAUCAGUAAAAGUAGAAAUGAUUGUAAACUACAACCAAACCAUUUAUAGAUAAAGCUUGAUUUAGAUGUAUAAAUUAUUGUGAUUAUCUGUAACAAACAACGCACAAAAAUUUAAUGCUAAUGCUUUAUUCCGAAAAAAGAUAUAUUUGUUACUUUAAUUGUUAAAAAUGAAUAAAGAU
Culicoides brevitarsis is the source of this 1941-nucleotide messenger RNA. It is a transcript of the gene Hmu, whose product is annotated as adipocyte plasma membrane-associated protein Hemomucin. Lineage: Eukaryota; Metazoa; Arthropoda; Insecta; Diptera; Ceratopogonidae. The transcript is spliced from 4 exons. Bases 187 to 1680 code for a protein of 497 amino acids. The record is from RefSeq and is a predicted model, not a curated record. Gene Ontology annotation, molecular function: strictosidine synthase activity; hydrolase activity. Gene Ontology annotation, biological process: biosynthetic process. Gene Ontology annotation, cellular component: endomembrane system.